Messenger RNA from Nerophis lumbriciformis (worm pipefish), 738 nucleotides. The record is from RefSeq and is a predicted model, not a curated record. NCBI's taxonomy places the organism in Eukaryota, Metazoa, Chordata, Actinopteri, Syngnathiformes, Syngnathidae.
AUGGCUGAACAAUCCAACGAGCAGGUAAUGAUUCAGGCCCAGGACCUUUGCAAGUUCUAUGGCCCGUUUGCUGCCAUCAAAGACGUGACGUUUUCUGUUCCCAGAUGCCAAGUCUGUGCAUUCCUGGGCCCCAACGGCGCAGGGAAGUCGACCACGAUGAAAUUGCUGACUGGCUUCCUGGCGCCAACGAGUGGAAUCGUCAAGAUCGCCGGCUACGACAUGUCAGAAGACCGCAUUGAAGCCAGCGAACACAUUGGCUACUUGCCAGAAAACGGCCCGCUUUACGACGAGAUGACGCCAAGAGGCGCGCUUAAGUAUCUCGCCGGAGCACGUGGGCUAUCGGGGAGCAAGCGAAGAGAACGAAUGGAGUAUGUUGCAGAGAAAUGCAAUUUGCAGGAAGUCUGGAGUAAACCAAUCAGCAAGUUGUCACGCGGCUUUCGCCAGCGAGUCGGCAUGGCUCAGGCACUACUGCACGAUCCUGAUGUCUUGAUCCUGGACGAACCGACCAGUGGCCUCGAUCCGAAUCAACUCGUCGGAAUCCGCGAGCUGAUUCGUGAUCUGGGCGAAAGCAAGACUGUUCUACUGUCGACUCACGUUCUGCAGGAAGUCGAAAUGCUUUGCAGCCGCGUGAUCCUGAUAGACGAAGGCAAAAUUGUGUUCGACGACGACAUUUCAGCGAUGGGCAAUCGAGACUCGAUGGCCAAUCGCUUCCACGAGCUUACCAAAUUUGCCGUUUGA